Messenger RNA from Sphaeramia orbicularis (orbiculate cardinalfish), 1982 nucleotides. RefSeq names its product apoptosis regulator BAX. Gene Ontology annotation, molecular function: BH domain binding; channel activity. The coding region runs from base 81 to 662 and encodes 193 amino acids. NCBI's taxonomy places the organism in Eukaryota, Metazoa, Chordata, Actinopteri, Kurtiformes, Apogonidae. The transcript is spliced from 6 exons. Gene Ontology annotation, biological process: extrinsic apoptotic signaling pathway in absence of ligand; release of cytochrome c from mitochondria; intrinsic apoptotic signaling pathway in response to DNA damage. Gene Ontology annotation, cellular component: mitochondrial outer membrane. The record is from RefSeq and is a predicted model, not a curated record.
CCAGUUCCAUCUAUGUCCACAAACAACAAAAAUCGUCACAUGAUUGUACGGAAGUGCUAACAAUCUAAAUAGAAGACAAGAUGGCAUCGCACCCGGGAGGAGGCGACCAAGCCAAUUCUAAAGAUCAGAUGCUGGAAGUAGGAGCAAUUUUAUUAAAGGAUUUCAUAUAUGAGCGAGUUAAGAGACAUGGAGAUGGCAACAGUGUAACAGUGACCAGGGCACAACUGGGUGGAUCACAACUGUGUGACCCAAGCCAAAAGAGACUUGCCAAGUGUCUACAGCAGAUCGGAGAUGAGCUGGAUGGGAAUGUGGAGCUCCAAAGAAUGAUAAAUGAUUCUGCGCUCAGUCCUUCGAAAGACGUGUUCGUGAGAGUUGCUUGUGAGAUCUUUUCAGAUGGAAAAUUCAACUGGGGCCGGGUAGUUGCACUGUUCUACUUUGCUUGUCGACUAGUUAUCAAAGCUCUUGUGACCCAAGUUCCUGAUAUCAUCAGAACCAUCAUCAGUUGGACCAUGGACUACCUCCGAGAACAUGUGAUCAACUGGAUCAGAGAGCAGGGUGGCUGGGAAGGUAUUCGUUCUUACUUUGGCACUCCCACAUGGCAGACUGUGGGUGUUUUCUUGGCUGGUGUGCUCACCACUGUUCUGGUCAUUCGCAAAAUGUGAGCUGUUCAAGAACAGACAGAUGAAAGAUGAAAAGGCCUGGAAUGGAGGGAGACGGGGCAGGAACAAGGACAAAAUCAGAGAGGAAAACAAUAAGAAGUCUUGAAGAACUGGAAGAACUUGUAUUUGGAGAUGAUAAACCACCCUUCGUCCCUGCCUCCCAUUCAUGUGGAAGGACUGGGAGUUUGACUGAAUGCACUGUUGUGCCCAUGAUCUCUUACGCCACAGAGGAAGCGAGCAGUGCAUGAGUAAAUGCACCAUAAUGGGCUGGAGAGUUUGUCAGACCUGAAUGGGGUAUACAUUUUAAGUAAUUUAUUUUUACGGUACAGAUUUAAACAAGUCACUGCAAUCUGUUUUUGAUCCUAUUUGCCUAAAGAUCCAUGGACAAAGUUCCCCCUGUGCAUUAUUUUCAUUACAGUUCUUUGUUCAUGUCUGUUUUCUUUUCUGAUCUUCCCGUUCUCUCCGACCAUCUCAUCAUGGUUUCUUGCUGUCAUAUGUUCAUAUGUAUUUGUGAGUGUUUACUGGUGUAAAUUACUGAUGUAAUGAUCUGCUGGCAAUCAAAGUGUUGAGGGUGGUCCCCAAAAAGUUGAAAUAUUCUUUUUGACAAGUAAGAUUAGCAAAUAAGAUGACACGCUUAAUAAAUACACAUAAGAGGUUGUACAAUAAAUGUAAAAAUAAAUAAUUUUGUUGCUUCCUGUAAUUACAUAGCUCAACCUUUUUUCUGUGAAUUAAAAUUUGAAACAUCAUAGCCAAGAACUAUGUACAAAGUUAAGUUUACGUGUUAAGAUAGUGUUGAAAUUAACAUGAUCUCAGAUGAUUGUCAGUAAGUUAAAUUUAAAUUCUCUUGUGUAACUUGUUGUCACAUGCCUCCUUUGGGCAUUUCAACCAGCAUUGUGACCUCAGCGUGGUUCACGUUGACAUAUAUUCUGCCUAUGUUUGUUUUUUUUCUCGCUUUGUGGUGCAGAGCCACAUCAUGAACUGACAUUUCCUGUGGUCUGCAGAGGAUGUUGCACUGCAGACAAAGUACUCUGAAUGCUCACAUAUGCUUACCUCACUUUAUACAUUUUCAAAGUACUGUAUUUUUGUGAGCUAUUCAAACAGCAAUCUUAUCUACACAGCAAAACGCUUUUUAUACAUUUUUCUUGUUUGUCAGUGCCUUGGUGGGUUUUCUUUUUUUUUUUUUUUAAACUACAAAAGGAAUUUGAUAUUCUGAAAUUUUCACCUUUUCUAUCACAUUUGUAAAGCUUGAUAUUUGUUUCCCUGAAAAUCUUUUUGCAGUGACUUUGUAUGUUGUAAAAUGGAAAAUAAAUCUUUUAAGAAUUA